AUGGCCAUUUUACCAAGUAUUGCCGUUGCUCUGCGGUUCUGGUCGCGAACGAAAUUGCCCACGAAGGGCUCAUUUCCACGCCUGUGGUGGGAUGACUGGGCUGCUCUUCUGGCGGGGAUGAUCAACAUUGCCGUGUGUGCCAUGGGACUCAAGAUGUGCGACAUUGGCAUGGGGCGGCAUGUGGAGGUGGUGUCAGCGGAGCAUUUGACAAUCUUCCUGAAACUUCUCUGGGCGGAGUAUUUCGUGUUUGACACGGGCACUUCGGUGGCCAAAGCCUCAGCCUUGUUCUUCUACUCGCGGCUCUUCAGCCAGGCUAACACCCGCUUUCGAUACUGCAUCUAUGUGGUGCAUGCAUUGAACGCCCUCUGGCUGGUGGGCAUUCUCCUCUCCGUCAUCUUCGAAUGCACGCCGAUCCAGAAGGUCUGGUACCCCACCCUGCCCGGUCGAUGUGAUAAUUCCCGCAUUCUGUGGAUGGGCAGUGGCAUUCCCAGUUUGAUCAUUGAUGUCUUCAUCCUGGUCCUUCCGGUGCCAAUGGUCCUGCGGCUGAAGAUGAAUCCCACCCGAAAGAUGCUGGCCAUCGGUGUGAUUGUGCUCGGUUAUUUAGUGGUAGUUGUCUCUAUUGGUCGACUCGUCUCGAUCGUUCAAUCCGGCGACGGACUUCAAACCGAUCCUACCUUUAACAUCAUUACUCCCGUCUAUUGGCUGGGAUCCGAGAUCCCCAUUUCGGUCAUCAGUGUCUGUCUGCCCAGUAUCUUUCUCCUCAUCCGUCAUCUCUGCGCCCGCCAAUUCCAGUCUCUCGGCGGUGGCAGUACCAGCACGCCUCAAGAUUCCUAUGGUUCCUCCACCCGCAAGUUAAUCUACCAGAAGCGCCCUGAGCGGGGUUCAAGCUUAGGGGGAGGCGUCCCCCGCGGCGACUUCCCGCAUCCUGCAGAUAGCAACAACGAUAUAGUCCCGCUUAAUUGGGUGGAGCCGUCCAUUAUAGCUCCACAGUCGACGCGAGGGAGUGCACCUAGGGCCGGAGAGAUUAUGGUCAAGAAUGAUAUCGUAGUGUCUUAA
Aspergillus tubingensis is the source of this 1056-nucleotide messenger RNA. RefSeq lists its product as uncharacterized. The transcript is spliced from 4 exons. The record is from RefSeq and is a predicted model, not a curated record. Lineage: Eukaryota; Fungi; Ascomycota; Eurotiomycetes; Eurotiales; Aspergillaceae. The coding region runs from base 1 to 1056 and encodes 351 amino acids.